CAUUUGUCGUUUGCAAAAACCCAAAUGUCGUUUCGUGUGCAUUAAUUUCUUUUCUACAAAAUAUACAGAUGAAUAGAUGACGGAAAACUUAUUAGCCUUUUCAACAAGUUUAAGUUGUAUUCUUAUGUAUUAUUAACUGAGUAUUUCAUCUGCUGCUUUUGUUUCUGUAACCAAGAGAUAGGUACAGUUACUAUAAUUCUAGAAGCUCUCUGCACAACCAAACCUAACCAUGCCGCCAAAGAAAGCUGGCAAUGCAGCCGGCAGCAAGAAAACGGAGCAGAAAAAGAAAGAAAAAGUGAUAGAAGAUAAAACAUUUGGUAUAAAAAACAAGAAAGGAGCCAAGCAGCAAAAGUUUAUUCAGCAAGUUGAAAAGCAGGUGAAGAGCGGCGGCAUCCAUCCCGCCAAGCCUAUGGAUGAUAAGAAGAAGGAGAAAGAGCAAAAACUGAAGGAACAGAAAGAAAUGGCAAUGCUCUUCAAACCGGUGCAAACUCAAAAGGUUGAAAAAGGUACUGAUCCAAAAUCAGUGGUUUGUGCUUUCUUCAAGCAGGGCCAGUGCACAAAAGGAGACCGGUGCAAGUUCUCCCAUGACCUUACUAUUGAAAGAAAGGCCGAGAAAAGGUCUCUUUAUGUUGAUAUGCGAGACGACGAUACUAUGGACAAUUGGGAUGAAGAAAAGCUCAAAGAGGUUGUGGAGAAGAAACACGGAGAAGGCGACAAACAAAGACCUACCACUGAUAUUAUUUGCAAGCAUUUUCUGGAGGCUGUGGAGAAAUCGAAAUAUGGAUGGUUCUGGGAAUGUCCUUCCGGUGGGAAGUGUAUAUACCGGCACGCCCUACCUCCGGGCUUCGUACUGAAACGAGACAAGAAGAAGAUGGAAGAAAAGAAGAAUGAAAUAUCUCUCGUGGACCUAAUAGAAAGAGAGCGAGCUGCGCUAGGGCCGAACCAAACUAAGAUCACGCUUGAAACCUUCCUUGCAUGGAAAAAGAAGAAGAUUAAAGAUAAACAUGACGCCAAGAACAAGGCGGAAGAGCAGAAGCGUAGCGACUUUAAGGCCGGUCGGGCCGUCGGUCUGUCUGGACGAGAGAUGUUCUCCUUCGACCCAGCGUUGGCGGCUGAUGCUGAUGAGGACGGUGACGAGACCUUCGACCUGGCCAAAUAUGAUGAUGGAGAGGAACCGGACACGAACCAGUACAGAGAUAUUGAGCUGGAACUUAUGGGAUUGGAGGCUGAGGCUGAUGAUACCGGCACAAAAGCAACUGAAGACAGAUUGCAGCAGCUCGGUCGAGGUCUAGAGAACGGAGAGACGGAGGAGACUGGUGAAACUCCAGACACGGGCGGGGCAGUGCCCAUCAACGAAAACCUCUUCCUCGAUGAAGACCUAGACGAAGAACUACAGAACCUAGACCUAGAAGACUAAGUGUAUAUACAUUUUUUUUUAUUUUUUGUUUGUAACAUACAAAUUGGCAAGUAUUUUUGAUUUUACUAAGCUAAAAUAUUGGCGCUAAUAAAAAUGUAAAUAAAUA
Messenger RNA from Aricia agestis (brown argus), 1523 nucleotides. Its product is annotated as zinc finger CCCH domain-containing protein 15 homolog. Bases 230 to 1417 code for a protein of 395 amino acids. Gene Ontology annotation, cellular component: cytosol. Gene Ontology annotation, molecular function: metal ion binding; mRNA binding. The transcript is spliced from 7 exons. Gene Ontology annotation, biological process: cytoplasmic translation. NCBI's taxonomy places the organism in Eukaryota, Metazoa, Arthropoda, Insecta, Lepidoptera, Lycaenidae. The record is from RefSeq and is a predicted model, not a curated record.